GAGUGGCGCACGCUACAGCUUCGACGGCACCGUGCGGAAGCUCUGGGUGCUCGCCUCCGACAAGCCCCAUGCCCGCCAGAGCCAUACCAGCCCAAGAACUGAGAUCAGGAUGGCAGGCUACGACUACAGCUCCGGCGUGUGGCAGUUCGAGGGCUAUGGUUACGUCCCCUCCGGCACCACGGGGGUGUCUAUCAUGCAGGUGUUCGGCGCCGGCGAGACGGCCACCACGCUCAUGCUGCAUGUCUACGAUGGCGCGCUGCGGUACUACGACCGGCAGCUCGUGGAGGACUCCAUCUAUGACAGAUGGUUCCGACUGAACGUGGUCCACGAUGUGGAGGCGUCGACGCUCACCGUGUACAUCGACGGCGAGCAGAAGCUGCACGUCCAGGGCCGCGGCGGGGACUCGCACUACUUCAAGUUUGGUGUGUACGCACAGAACCACGACUCCAGCUGCAUGGAGUCUCGCUGGAAGGACGUCAGGAUCUUCAAGAAGCAUUAGAAUUAUUUGUGCAUAUAUAUGUAUGUUG
Messenger RNA from Triticum aestivum (bread wheat), 527 nucleotides. RefSeq names its product citrate-binding protein-like. Bases 110 to 499 code for a protein of 129 amino acids. The transcript is spliced from 2 exons. NCBI's taxonomy places the organism in Eukaryota, Viridiplantae, Streptophyta, Magnoliopsida, Poales, Poaceae. The record is from RefSeq and is a predicted model, not a curated record.